Molecule: messenger RNA, 1858 nt
Organism: Caenorhabditis sp. 36 PRJEB53466
Lineage: Eukaryota; Metazoa; Nematoda; Chromadorea; Rhabditida; Rhabditidae
Source: the annotation of a GenBank genome assembly
AUGCUCUUCCUCGAUGAUUUUUUAGAAAGUAAGCCGAUUUUUGGUGAAAAUAAGCUGAAUUUCUAACUUUUAGUGCUCGAUGAACUUCCGGCGGAGCUUCGUGAACGGAGCGAUGAAAUUCGUCGGAUCGACAUUGAAGUUGAAAGUAAAAACUCGAAGUUUGAUGAAAAUGUUUAAAAUAAUGCGUUUUUAGGCCGGUUGAGCCGGAAUCGUGAUGCCGUCAACGAAUUUUUCGAAAAGAGCGGCGUGAAUAUGCCAGAAGACGAUCGGAAGCAAAGAUUCAAAGUUUUGCAGGAUGUAAGUCGUUUUUUAAAUUAAAAUCUGUAAAAUUUGCUCAGGAGUUCGUCAAAAUCCGCCUGCUCGCCCAGAGAAAGUUUGCGAUCGCCGAGAAGAUGCAGGAACUUCUGAAGAAGUAUCAAACGCAUCUGGAAAAGGAGAAGACGAAUUUCCAGUGCGAGAUGGAGGCGGACAACUCGGGCGUGACGGAAAUGAUCGAGAAGCGCUACACGCAACACGUCGAGUCUAUGCUGAGCGCGCGAAAGGAACGAAAGCGACGGCACCGCGUGGGUGGAUCCUCGCGCGCCUCUACCGUCGCCUCCGGACCGCUGCUGUCGAAGGAGUCGAACGAGAAGAUCCAGCGGAUUCUGCAGGAAGGCAUGCGUCUUCGCAUGGAUCUUUCCGACGACUCGGCCCCUCAUUCCGGCCUCUCAUCGGCCAUUCCGUCGCCGGCGCCACGUGGCAGACCUCCGAAAGUGGCCAGGGAUCCACUGCUCAUCUCGUCGGCCCUUCUGCCCAGCGACGACUGUCUGACUCCGGUGCCGACGCCGACUUCACGGGUAAGAACAAAUUUUUAAUAAAAUUUUUGAAAAAUGGAUUUUCCAGCGUCGCUCGAAUACGAACGCACUCCGAGGGACGGUCUCCAUCCCGGGCGGUAUCAAUUCUCUGCAUCGGGGCGAAUCCUCGAGCCGUUUCUCUCCAAAUCCAUCGGAACGAAGCUGGUCGAACGCCGGAAUCGACGAGUCGCCGACUUCGAGUGCCAGCCUGCUCACCCCGCAGUUCUCGACGUCUUCUGGGCCACUUCCACUCGGUCCCUCACCGACUACGCCACAAUCCGGGCUCAGUUCGGCGUUUGUGGUCUCGGAAAGUCGACAUGGACGAACCAGAAAGUGAGAAUUCAACGGUUUUGUAAAGAUAAUCAUUUCGGUUUCAGACUGACGAGCCGCGUGCAGGAGAUGUUCAAGGAGACGCUGCAACGGCAACGCAACCACGGAAACUCGAUCAUCGCCCUGCAGGAGCGGAUGAGCGCCGCGAACCUGGCCGCCCAGCACACGCCGUCGACUAUCUCGCCGGGCACGGAUCGUCGUCACCGGCACACUCCGAUGAGCGACGAGGAGGCGGAUACACGGCCUCCGUUGCCGGUCUCGGACGACGAUGAGGACGACGAGGACAACGAGGAGGCCCGCUCGUGGUGUUUCUGCAACGAGAAGAGCUACGGGGAGAUGGUCCGGUGCGACAAUGUCGAUGUGAGUUCGAAAGUUCCCGGUUUUUGCACAUCCGUAAUAAAUGCUUGAGCAAAUCAUUUCUGUGGUUUUAGCAAUAUCUUGAACGAAAAUUGCUAGAAAAUUCGCGUGAAAAGCGGAACUGCACUUUCGGUAGCAUUAUCGAAAACAACGCAGUUUCCGAUCAAUUCAAAACGCUUUUUUUGCAGUGCUCAAUGCGUUGGUUCCACUACUCGUGCCUCGGAAUUCUGGAGCCGCCGACCGGCAAAUGGUUCUGUCCGCAAUGCGAAGGAGUCGAGCACAAACCGAUGGAUCCGUCGAAAAAGGCGGAAACCCCUCUGAUCGGCUGCGACGAAUAA